UUAUUUUAGGUUAUGGUUAUCGGUAACCUUAUUGACACUUGGCUAUUUUUCAAAUUGGGGAAAUGCACGUAUGAAAUGUUUACUUCCUAUUUUAAUAUCUGGAGGUUGUAAUCUGAUAAACGGUGUAUUUUCGUACAGUAUUUAAGUGUAGUACCACGUUUAACUAAUUACCUAACCUAAAAAUGAGAUCUUAUUUUUAUGCGGCAGUAUUACUUAUAAGUGCCUGUUUUACAACUUGCAACGAUUAUCACAAUUGCCAUUCGUAUGCUGGCGGUUCAGUUUACCCAGUGGGAUCAAAUCGAGAAACUUCCGACCAUAAGUUACAAUGGACGAAAGCUUUAAUUGCGAAACCAGCACCAUAUUGGGAAAGCACAGCAGUUAUGAACGGUGAAUUCGUUGAACUGAAGCUUACCGAUUACUUAGGCAAAUACCUUGUCUUUUUCUUCUACCCCUUGGAUUUCACAUUCGUCUGCCCCACUGAAAUAUUGGCAUUCAGCGAUCGAAUUGAGGAAUUUAGAAAGAUUAAUACUGAAGUCGUUGCAUGCUCUGUUGAUUCUCAUUUUACGCACUUGGCAUGGAUAAAUACUCCUAGGAAAGAAGGGGGUUUGGGCAAAGUAAACAUUCCACUCCUAUCCGAUUUGAAUCACAGUAUUGCUAAAGACUACGGUGUGUUCCUUGAAGAUGUCGGACAUACACUUCGGGGUUUGUUCAUUAUUGAUCAUAAGGGUAAAUUACGGCAAAUUACAAUGAAUGAUUUGCCAGUUGGAAGAAGUGUUGAUGAGACACUGCGAUUGGUUCAAGCCUUCCAGUAUACCGACCAACAUGGAGAAGUAUGUCCAGCUGGAUGGGUGCCAGGACAGGACACAAUCAUUCCCAAUCCACUGGAAAAGAAGAAGUACUUUGCAAAAAAUAACAAAAAAGAGUUAUAAUAAAUUUAAAAAAGACAUGUACUAAUCUUUUAAGACCACAUCACAAUAUAAACUUUAUACUAAUGACUGAG
Photinus pyralis (common eastern firefly) is the source of this 1000-nucleotide messenger RNA. Its product is annotated as peroxiredoxin-4. Gene Ontology annotation, cellular component: endoplasmic reticulum; cytosol. The coding region runs from base 183 to 929 and encodes 248 amino acids. Gene Ontology annotation, biological process: hydrogen peroxide catabolic process; cell redox homeostasis; cellular response to stress. NCBI's taxonomy places the organism in Eukaryota, Metazoa, Arthropoda, Insecta, Coleoptera, Lampyridae. Gene Ontology annotation, molecular function: thioredoxin peroxidase activity. The transcript has 5 exons. The record is from RefSeq and is a predicted model, not a curated record.